GACUCGACCGCGUAUCUUAAAACGAUCGCAAGUUCAAAUUCAGCUUCACAUACUGGUAUUUAAUACCUGGGUAGUGGUUUCGGUCCUCACUCAAUAUAUGUGACUAUCGCCCUAAUACACUGAAGUCUCGGUGGUUGAAAAUCUUCAUUUCCUUCCUUCCUACUAACAAAUCAUUUAGAUAAUUAAAUGGAUAGUUCAAAACAAAAUAGUCUAGUAACAGAUGUCGAGUUUACUUUUCCCAAAACUCAGGCUAAAAUAGGAGUUCCUACAAAUUUUUUAUUAAUAAUAGCAGUUUAAGGAUGUAGAAUUUUCCUCGGCGUAUGAGAGUACGCUAGGUUACAUUUCACGUAAUGACUAUUUCUGUUAGAAUAUAUUAGGUUACACUAAUUUAGGAUUCUAGUACCUCUCAAGACGUAGUCUUUUUGGAGUUUGAACUAUAAUGGGUUACUUUGAGGAAGAUUUCCUCGCGACAUUUUUAAGAUAUGAUGAUUCAGUAAUCCCUAAAACAAGUUUGAAUUUUUGUGUUUUUGUUUCAUUCUCCCGAGAUUUCCUAUUGUAGCUUCUCCAACGUUGGGAGAUUAGAUUUACUUAAAGUAAUUGAUAUAAUAGCAUUUCUAUUCCUUACUGUCCAAUGCCAUAAGCCUCAUGGGUUAGAUAUAUCAGAUGCGUCUUAAGAUUGUCUGAAAAAUGUAUGAGAAUAAAGGUGUGGUUUAUAAAGGAUGGACGAGGAUCAUCACAAACUCGAAUAGAGUGUGGUUCAAGAUAAUCAAAUAACAAUAGGUUGAUAUUAAGGUAACUUCCUGCCAUUCUAAAAUUUUACAAGAUGAACGUGAUGGUCCUCUUGUUGAAGUUCUUCAUAAAUAUUUUUUGUACUGUGGAUGUUUAUACUGAUAUUUAAAAACAAUCUGGGUUCGUGAAAGUAGAUAUUCCUAACAACCCUCGCGCCUCCAUUCUAACCAGAGUUAUGAAUAGCUAAGCUCUUGAGAUAAUGGAAAUUAGACGUAAAUCCUUCGGAAAUUUGGGUUCAAGUCUAUGCUGUAAAAUAGAUAUUUCACUUAACCAGUCAGCUGUACUGGCUCUGCUGGCCACUCCUGAAAUUUGGUUCUAAAAGUAAAUUGUUAUGACUGGCCACGUUUAUGGUCUAGUUGUAUAUUUAUAUUCACCAAUCCACUUCAUAUCUGAUUCGCAUCCCGUCUUGAAUACCUACCUAUAUUUCUGUACAGUAGGUUUAUUGUCUUUUCUAGCGAAUUUAGUCCAAAGAUGACUCAUUGAAAAACUCCAAAUUGCUGCGCACUAAUGUCUGUUGGUAUCGUUUAUGGUGAUCAGUAUAGACGGCUGUGUUGUAGCUCACCUAAGUUUGGCGACAGAUACGCCUUGGUCAUGGAUUUAAUCAAUGCAUACAAACUCAUUCCAGAACUUUCUCGUGUGCCUCCCUUACAGUGGGAUUCACCUAAUCUCAUGUAUGAAGCAGUGACUACCUUUCACUCUAAAGAAUAUGUUGAUGCUCUUAAAAAAUUACAAAUGCUACACAUUGAGGAGAAAGAAUUGACUGCUGAUGACGAGUUACUUAUGGAUUCAUUUAGUCUGAAUUAUGACUGCCCUGGUUUUCCUAGUGUUUUUGAUUAUUCGUUGGCUGCUGUUCAAGGCAGUUUAGCUGCAGCUAAUGCUUUAAUCAGUCGUCAUUGUGAGGUCGUUAUCAACUGGGGCGGUGGGUGGCAUCAUGCCAAAAGAAGUGAAGCUUCUGGAUUUUGCUAUUUAAAUGAUAUCGUUUUGGCCGUCCAUCGACUGGUUUCAUCAACCCCAUCAGAAAUUUCACCCAACAGACAGACACGAGUAUUGUAUGUUGACCUUGAUCUUCAUCAUGGUGAUGGAGUAGAAGAAGCUUUCUGGUAUAGUUCUCGUGUAGUUACGUUUUCCGUACAUCAUGCCUCUCCUGGUUUCUUUCCCGGUACAGGAACCUGGAAUAUGUUCGAUAAUGAUAAACUACCGAUUUUCUUAAAUGGCGCUGGUCGUGGCAGAUUCUCAGCAUUCAAUUUGCCAUUAGAAGAAGGCAUCAAUGAUUUGGACUGGUCAAAUGCUAUUGGCCCUAUACUUGAUUCUCUUAACAUGGUUAUUCAACCAAGUUAUGUUGUAAUUCAAUGUGGAGCCGAUUGUUUAGCUACUGAUCCGCAUCGAAUAUUCCAUUUAACUAAUUUUUAUCCUAGUUUCAAUUCAGAUUGCGACUCAGAAUGUAGUUUAAGUGGUUAUUUGUACGCUAUUAAGAAGAUUUUAUCAUGGAAAGUUCCAACUUUGAUACUUGGAGGUGGUGGCUAUAAUUUUCCGGAUACAGCCAGACUAUGGACAAGAGUUACAGCUCUGACAAUUGAAGAAGUUAAGGGUAAAAAGAUGACACUUCUCCCUGAGAUUCCAGAACACUCCUACUUUUCUCGUUAUGGUCCGGAUUUCGAACUAGACAUUGAUUAUUUUCCACACAAAAGUCAUAAAGAAACACUUGACAGUAUACAGAAACAUCAUCGACGUAUUCUCGAGCAGUUGCGUAAUUAUGCUGAUUUAAAUAAAAUGACUUAUGAUUAUGAGAAAGUGUACCAAUUAUAUAAUUUAACUGAUAUGUAAAGUGCAGCUAUGAAUUUAUCCUUUGUUUACCAUGGAUUUAUUGCUCCAGACUUUUUAGUGAUGCAGUUCUACAGUUUUAUCUCUGUAAAUAAAAAUACAUAUAUGCUACUAUC
Molecule: messenger RNA, 2726 nt
Organism: Schistosoma margrebowiei
Lineage: Eukaryota; Metazoa; Platyhelminthes; Trematoda; Strigeidida; Schistosomatidae
Source: the annotation of a GenBank genome assembly